Sciurus carolinensis (gray squirrel) is the source of this 1010-nucleotide messenger RNA. Its product is annotated as CDK-activating kinase assembly factor MAT1-like. Gene Ontology annotation, cellular component: transcription factor TFIIH holo complex. The record is from RefSeq and is a predicted model, not a curated record. Lineage: Eukaryota; Metazoa; Chordata; Mammalia; Rodentia; Sciuridae. Gene Ontology annotation, molecular function: cyclin-dependent protein serine/threonine kinase activator activity. Gene Ontology annotation, biological process: nucleotide-excision repair; positive regulation of cyclin-dependent protein serine/threonine kinase activity; regulation of transcription by RNA polymerase II.
CCUGAAGCAGAGUCACAAGAGUCAGUAGUUAGAGGAGACACCAUGGAUGAACAGGGCUGCCCUUGGUGUAAGACCACCAAAUACCGGAACCCCUCCCUGAAGCUGAUGGUGAACGUGUGCGGACACACUCUCUGUGAAAGUUGUGUGGGUUUACUGUUUGUGAGAGGAGCUGGAAACUGUCCUGAGUGUGGCACUCCACUUCGGAAGAGCAACUUCAGGGUACAGCUCUUUGAAGAUCCCACUGUUGACAAGGAGGUUGAGAUCCGGAAGAAAGUGCUAAAGAUAUACAAUAAAAGGGAAGAAGAUUUUCCUAGUCUAAGAGAAUAUAAUGAUUUCCUAGAAGAAGUGGAGGAAAUUGUUUUCAACUUGACCAAUAAUGUGGAUUUGGACAACACCAAAAAGAAAAUGGAGCUAUACCAGAAGGAGAACAAAGAUAUCAUUCAGAAAAAUAAGUUAAAACUGACUCGGGAACAGGAAGAACUGGAGGAAGCUUUAGAGGUAGAACGGCAGGAAAAUGAACAAAGAACUAUACAAAAAGAAGAACAACUGCAGCAGAUUCUAAAAAGGAAAAAUAAGCAGGCUUUUUUAGAUGAACUGGAGAGUUCUGAUCUCCCUGUAGCUCUGCUUUUGGCUCAGCAUAAAGAUAGAUCCACCCAAUUGGAAAUGCAACUUGAGAAACCAAAACCUAUAAAACCAGUGACAUUUUCUACAGGCAUCAAAAUGGGUCAACAUAUUUCAUUGGCACCUGUUCACAAGCUUGAAGAAGCUCUCUAUGAAUACCAACCGCUGCAAAUAGAGACAUGUGGACUAAAAGUUCCCGAGCUUGAGAUGCUGGGAAGACUUGGGUAUUUAAGCCAUGUCAGAGCUGCUUCUCCACAGGACCUUGCUGGAGGCUAUACUUCUUCUUUUGCUUGUCACAGAGCACUACAGGAUGCAUUCAGUGGACUUUUCUGGCACCCCAGUUAACCUUUAUUUCUCCAUUUAUAAGAUUUAGACCGUGGAGGGCUAGA